GUGCUGUCAGACUGUAUGAGUGCAUGUUACAGACAUAGUCUAAUAGGGUGAAGUGCAUGGUGGUGAGCAGAGACUCUCUGUGCAAGCUGCUGCUACCACUGGGCACAUUUGGGUCUUCUAAUCACUGCAUAGGAUAGUACUGAGUUAUCAACAUGCUGAAGAAUUGUGGGAGAAAGCUGCUGCUGUCCCUGAUGGGGGCUACUUUGACCUGCUUGCUGGUCCUGGUGGUGGAUCAGCAGAGGAGGCAGGUAGUGGAGGUCGUCCCUGCGGAGGGAUCAGACCCUAGCAUCCCUUUGGUGGUUGAGUCGUCGCCUGCAGCGGCUGUAGAGCAGCACAAAACCGGCCAGGAUGUUCCAAGUGGCAAAUCCUUCUCUGCUUAUUUCAACAAGCUGACCAGGGUACGGAGGGACGUUGAGCAGGUAGCCACUCCAACUAGUGGGGGUGCACAGGGGGCUACCAAACCUCCAGUGGAAGACAUCACCCCAAAAGAUAUUUUUAUAGCUGUGAAGACCACCAUGAAGUUCCACAGAUCAAGGAUGGAUCUUCUAAUGGACACGUGGAUCUCCAGAAAUAAGGAGCAGGUCAGUAUUUGUGUAUUGGCAGUGUUAUUAAACCAUUGUAGCAAUGCUGAUAAUCAGAUUUGGACUCGGACAUCCCUUUGAAGUUUCCAAACAAAAAGGGGGCGAAUAAUGUUAAUUUGUUACUGUAUCUUCUUGCAAUAUGCCUUGUUAACGUUUUUGUUGCCAGGGCAUUUUAAUCUGACACAUCUUUCAUGUUACUGAGUGGCUGGCUGGUCGUAAUGAGUAUAUAGUGUAUUUAUUGUACUGUAAUAUAUAUAUAUAAUUUUUAAAUUAAUGUAGGCGUAUCUGAUUACUCACUAGUCCUCUUUCUAGACAGUAGGGUUAACCGUUGUCAGUGCACCUUCAGCUCCCAUCACGUUCAGCCAGCCCUUUUCAUUAGCAGGCAGAGUGUCUCUCUAUGGGUUUUCAUUAUAUUUCCAGUUUUUGCCUAUCACUAAAAGAUCACAAGUGGGAGCCCUUAAUUCUCCCUGUGCUGUUGUAUAUUCCAUUUAAAAUAUUUAUUUCAUCCCCUGUCAUAUUGAUAUCUGUAGAGGAGGUUCUAGGGAGGAGCAUACAGUAUAAUUUCUGUUUAUACCUCCUACUUGUCCCAUAUGAACUCAUGGAGAGAGGUUGAUAUUGAUAAGGCAGGUAGGUCAAUACCAUAACCACUCAUGCACAGAUCCUAUAAGCACUCUCAAAUAGAGACACAGUUGCAAGCCUAACAAAAUAGAAUAUUUUAUUAUUAAAUUGUGAUGAUUCCAAAAUAAUUGUUACUUGACUUUUUAGUAGGGUGUAGAGUUUGGGUGACAUCUAUUUAUAUAUAUAUAUUUUUUUUUAUUUUAUUUUUUUUACUUAAGAGUUUUUGUAUGUGAAGUUUAAACCCUGCAUUUGAAUUGAAGCAGGAUCAAGUCCUAGCGCUCUUUUAUUCAUACCUGGAAUUGUAUUCUGUGCCCUGAGGCCCUAUUUUAUUUCCUUUUAUCUACAACUCUUAAAAUAGAAGAAAAAAAAUCACAAAAACCCCUCUUUUGCAUUAAAGACAGGGAGACGCGGAUAAAUUCUUGCAAGCCUCUAUAGAAUGACAUCCCUGAGAAUGGGUUCCACCGCUUUCUUCUUUUUUCCUUUUUUUUUUUUCUGUUUUCUUUGAUUUUGUAGCCUUUUUAAAUUCCCAGCGAACCAUGUAUCUGCUCUCACGCUGUCCUCCUGUGCGAGCUAACAAUGCCUCUUUUCUACCAGCCCAGAGAAUGAGUCUACCGUCUCUUGCAAGUGGCUCUUUCAUGGGAACUCGUCAGCCCAAGCUAGCGCUGUGGUGGCCAGGUCAUGUUGCUUAGAGAUGCGGGCCAAUGAAGCCAAAAGAAGGGGGGCUUGUAUCAGCAAGACAUGGUGGGGUGGGAAAGGCUUUCUUGGACUGUUUGACAAGAUGACAGGCGUUGUAGAGAACUUGAGGGACAACCGUUUGAGGGAAAUGUGAAGUUAGCAAAACUCUAAACAGCUCUUAAGAAUAGAGAGGGCCUCUUUUGGCUUUAGUUCUGACCGAGUGACAUGGACAUUGCGUCUUUCCACCCGAGAGAACCUAAGAACUCAUGAUGGCUUCUGCUCAAGCUUUUUCUUUCAGCAUCCUGAAUAUCAGCUUAGUUAAGCUUUGAAUGAAGGAACCUUCUCGCUCCUCAAAAGGCUUCCAAGCUUUUUGUAUGCUUAUGGGUUUUUCCAUUGACAAGAACAUAAGGUUUAAGCCAUUGAAUUAUAUUUUAGGUUGACUGUCAGAUCUUGCGUAAGACAAAAAAAUUACCUAGUUUCAUGGGUUAUAAUCUUUUACCAGUAAUAAUCGAAUAAAGUCUUGGGUGAAGUUUGGCUUGACAGUUUGCCAUCUCGGCCCACCUUUUUCCUUGAGCUAGUUGAAGCUUCUCAUUUUUUUUUGUCAGCAAUUUAUCUUGUAUGUUUUGUCAACAUAUCUUUAAAAUUGCAUUCGUACUGCCAGAUCCGGAGGGCCCAAGUGGAAAAUCCGGUCUGCUUACCUCCAGCAACCCCCUGUGUAGUAAGCAUUCAAUGUUUAACCCAAAACAAAGAUGUUCACUCCCUCGCACGCGCAUGUACACCACCCCUAACCUUGCCACAGGGUUAACGUUGUAGACUAGAACACGAGUAAUGAGCAUAUACCUGUCUCUUAAUGGCUGUUGUACAACAGUUAAAGGCUGUGAGGCACAUAUCGAUCAUGCCUUUCUUGCAUUCCGUGUUCAUUUAAGUAAAUGAAAGGAAUAUUUUCUGCUGAAUUGAGGUAUUACAUGUGUGGAAUUAAACGAUUUUUUGGGUCAGUGACGUUCAUUUUCAAAUGCUGUGAGGAUUCUUGUGACAUGAAAUGAGACUCUUCCGAAAAUAUAUCUUACAAGAAAGGGAUGAUAUAAAAUCAGCAUUAAAUGAUAUAGAUGUGUUUGUGUUUUGCGCAAAUACCAAAUGGCAGGUGCUCACAUACUGCAAUUCCUAUGAUCCUUUGCUAGCCAAAUCCAUAGCAAGGCGCUGGCAAAGGAUUGUGGGAGUUGUGUUUCACCAACUGAUAUAGUGACAGUAAUUAUUUAAAUAACAUUAUUUGGAUAUUAUGGCAUUAUUGCAAAGACCCAUUCCUUCCAGCAGCCAAUAGGUUAAUACAUAAUUAUCCAUGAAAUGUUAUCUAAUUGUUUUAUCGAAGUGCAGAAGUAAUGAGAAAAUCCAUCUAGCCAGAGGGACAAUGUCCCCUUUGAAUGCCACAGAGACACAGGUUUCCUGUGUCUUAUCAAGUGGUGAUAGUGUUACUGCUUUCUAUUGUCUGUGGUGAUCUUAAAUUGCUAUUUUCAUCACACAAUAGAAGGAGGCUGGGACUAAAGUAUUUAAAGAGCCAGGAAUCUCAGUUAGUAAAAGAUUACGGUUAGUUAGUUUUUUAAAUGGGGCCAAAAAAAAACAAAAAAACACAAAAUUGAUAGUGUUGAUGAAAGGUGUCACAUUUGGCAAGGAAUCUCUUUGAAAUAUGUAAAAAGGAAAUUUUUAACUGUACUAAUUUGCUUAAAACCAAUGAAAAUAGAGGCCUUUUUUGGAAAGUACUUCUUAAAUAACGUAAAUGUCCUUUUUUAAGUGUAGCAUGCCCUAUUUUGUUGAACUAGGGCAAGCAUUAUUGCAAAAUAAAGAUGAGCCUUAGAUAAGGGAUAAGUACAUUUACUGCUCAUGUCCGUUUUCUGACAGCGUUAACCAUUUCACUGCCGAGGCUGAUCUUGUAAUCAAUAAUAUUUUAUUUUUUUUUAACCAUGUUCUAGCCAGGGAAAUGGUUACAGUCGCCCAGAAUUUGCAUAACUCAAAGAUUCUGACAGGCCCUGUGGCUGCAACAAGAGAUUUGCACCUGUGCCAACCCUUGUCCUCAGGUGUAACGGCUCAGAGGCACGCAGGCCCUCCCACGACAUGCUCCUGACAUGCUGCUCUGUUUAUAUAUCAACAAAACAGAGGCUAUAAGAGUCUUUACUGUUUAUAGUCUAAACACAAGUAUGUUUAUGGUCCAAAGGAAUCUGAUCUGACUGGGCAGAACUGGUUAGUACCACACCUGAACAGGUAGUGGGGUAACCUGAACAGCUGACUGUGUGGGACCUUUGUUUUGGGCUCAUGGAGUUGCCCAGAAUAAAGUAAUUAGAUUUUUGUUGAAACAAACAAACAAGUCUUUAAAAUGUACUGCAAUAAUAGGAUAGUCAUAUUGGUUACAUGAAAACAAAGUAGAUGAUCCACUGGGAUCUCUAAUACCUACUAACUGACCUUGGUUUCCUGACAUAGUCUCUAGAUUUCCUUGUGCAAGUUUUCUUUGAGCGAAUUUUGAAGAGACAGUUCUGACAAACAUGACGUUGAUGCUGGCUGCUAAGCUUGGGGCAAAACUGAUUGCAUAUAUCUGUUUAUUUUUAAAAUGUCUUUAAUUCCAUCUUUGAUCAGCUGAGAUCACGUCUAGGAGAGAUAAGCUUAUUGCACAAGUUGUUCGUCCUGGUUUUUUUUGGUUCUGUUUUUUGACAGAUGAUAAUUUAUACGAUGAGUUACAGGUAUGAAUUUCCCUUACCCCUCCCGCAAGCAGUAGCAGCACUUUUUAACUUGGAGAGAAUGAAGCCGGUUUGUACCCAGUUAAACCUGUCUACCUUCACCAGCGGGAAAUUCAAAUUCAAAAAUGUGAUUCUUGCCCAACACACCAGAUGAUUCAAAUCAAAUCCAAACAGCGCCUGUAUAAAAUAGAAAUUGGCUUUUUCUUUAAUGUACCUGACCCUUCACGUAUAAUAAUAAAACAUUUAUGUAAAACCACAAGUGACCUUUUACCUAUUAUACUGUGCUAUGGAAUAUGUUUUAGUGGCAUCCAGUAGUUAUAUUAAAUAUAUAAUGUUGACUAAACAGAUUGACAUUUUGCUUAUACUUUUUAUUUUAUUUAUUUUUUUACUUAAAACUGUGGCGACUGCCCAUUGUUGGCUAGAGUCACUAUAGGGGACCUUUAUGGGGGGUGCUUCAUUGUCCCCACCUACUGCCCUGGUGGUCCCUAUUGUUACAGGAGGAGUUGGCAUCCUGUCUUUCUUCAGACUGCUGAUUUUGAGAACAAUAAGGCUUCCUCUGCCUUGGGUUCAGGCCCCCAGACAAAAUACUACUUUUUUUCUUUUUUGUGAUGUGGUCGAAACUGAAAUUUAGAGAAGUUUUAGACAAAAAUAAUCUCUAUAGAGUUUUGCAAUUUGUAAAAAGCAGAAGUGACUUACUGGAAGGAAGAGAGUCACAGAUGGUAAAACCACCAAAUAUUCGCUAAGCAGUUAUGGAUUGACUAUUUGGUGCCAAUAUCAAUAUUUGGGGGGGAUCAUCAGCUGUCAACAAUUUAUGGUUUAGUGAAUAUUCAGGGCACUUUUUUUUUUUUAAUCUAUUUUUUCAGCCCUGACAGUAUUAAUUGUUAAGAAAUCUGUCAUUUAUAUAUUUUUGUCUUUCUGGUCUUAAACAUUUGGCGAUCUCUAGAAACAAAGACAAGUCCAUCUGUCGUCGAAACUGUUUGACGGUUCUUAAACCACCAAGUUUCUAUACUGGUAAUUUAACCUACAAUUAAAAUGUAAAUUCAUCUCACAGUCCUGUUACACACCUCAAAUGUCACUUUGCUCCAGUGCCAACAAUGGAGCUGGCUGUCACCUACCACCUACGUUUACUGUGGCCAAUAAAACUUUACAAAAGAUUUUAUAAAACCGCAAUUUGCUCGUAAACUCGGUUUUCCUUACAAGAUGCCAUUAACUACUUCAGCAAGUGACUGUCUGAUACAGCUGUCUAAAACAUCCUAUAACUUUGCCAGACAGAAUAAUUUAGACACAAACUUUUUUUCUUUAAAUCUUUUUUUUUUUUUUUUUUUUUCUUUUUAAGUAUUUUGUUUGAUGUGAAUGUUUUCAUGUGUAGUAAAUUUAUAUAUAUAUUUAUUUUUUUAUUCUCAAACCGUCAUGGCUAAUCUUGGCAAUUCAAAUCUAUUUCUCACUGUCCCAAAAAAGUCUGCGUAGGCCUAAGAACCUAUCCCAGAUUUCAGAGCUAUUUAGCGGGGGAUCAGAUAAAGGUUAAUUGUAUUUGGUUUUAAUUGACUUUCCUGACUAGGCUCCUCAAGCCAUGGGUUUGGCAGGAAGGGGUGUGAGGCAGCAGGUCUGCAGAUCAUAGAUAAAUCCCAAGAGGUGACACUUGGUGGCUUUUCAAAAUUGCUUGUCCCUUCCUCCCAGUGAGACUAGCACAAGAAGACAGGCUACAAACUUCCGGAGUUUCCUUCCAAUUCAGUGGGUGCAUGCUGUUCUUUUCCUGUACAUCCAAAAAGAAGACUUUGGUACUCGGAAAUCAUCCUAUUGUCUUUCUGUGCUAAAGGUGGUGGUUGUGGGGAAUCGUGGAGACAAAAAGGGCUAGAUUGUUCUCAGUCCAAUCAGGUCAUAAACAGUUUGCUUUAAUCUAUAAAUAGCCAUAAGUCUCCAGCUGAGUCUUGGCUUGACCUUAAACAACAAUAUAAAAACUGUUGUUUAUCAGAUAAAAGAUAAGUACGACUUUAUAUCCUGCAGGGCAUGCCAUCCUUGCUUACGGUGUAAUAGUUAAUCACUUCUCAACCCAUUAAAAUGCCAAAAACAUACCACAUAAAACUAUAAUAAGAAUGUACAGAUUUUAAAUUUUUUAUUUAUUUAUCCCCCCGACCCUUUUUUCAGAACAAAAAAAUCCACAAUAUACUAUUUUUUUUCUUUUAUUUAUUUUAAUAGUCUUGCUGAUGCGUUAAAAAAAAAAAAAAUCUAUAGAUCCACGUUUUUAGUAUUUUUUUGGGGGAAAAAGUGUACUAUAUUAGGUUUGCUCUAGAUAAUCCUUAUAUUUUUGAAGGGGCGAGGGUUGUUUUUUUCUCUAUUGGAUAGUAAGUGAGUUAAAGGAAAGACAACCAAGUAAAUCAUCCCCCACCCCCUCCGCACUCCUUCCGUCCCACACCCCUUCCAUUCACCCGGCUUAACCAAGCCAGCUGUAUGCAAAUAGGGAUGGACAUGUCUUGGCUUAAACAUCACCUCACUGAGUAAAGUUAGCCAGGAAAGUUCAGGCUAUUGUGGAGAAACAGGCCCCAUUCAUUCUUCUGAUACUCUACCUUCAUCCUUCAUGUCAUUAGCAAAUAAAAGCGAGGAUCCUGCUGGUUAGAGAUUAUUGGAUGUGUUUAUCUUGUUCCUAAGGACUCUUCAUUCCUAUCUUCUUUGUGUUUUUUUUUGGUUUUUUGUUCUUUUGUAAGUAGAAUUUUGCAUUUUUUUUUUUAUCUUUACAACUUAGAGUAUGCAACAGCUGCCGAGACAUCCUUUUUCAAUGUAUUGUGUGUGUUCCAUCAAAACGGAUUGCUGGAAUUAUUUUUCCCAAAUCCUUCUUUCUCAAACAAAAAAAGAACAAAUUUUAAGAAUAACCACAUAGGCCGCCGGCAUCUGUCAAGCAUUAGCUGUGUAAAUAAGGGAGUGCUGCCAGGCAGGUGGGAUAGGGUAAGGAAGAAAGGAGAAACAGUCUAGGUAUGUUAAGGGCCAACAGAACCAUACGUCUCGGUUAGUUUGAGGAGAUAUAGUGUUACAUAAAAGUUGUGGUGGGUGUGUUUGUGGAGAACAAAACUACAGAAUAAAGUAAUUGGAAGCUAACUUGAAUUGGCAGACAGGUGAACAGCCCAAUAAUGCACACACCCUGAUCAGAGGCAGGUUGAAUAGAGACAGUCUCGUGCCGCAAAUAAGAGGCAGCUGCUUUUUGGUAUGUAGCUAAAACAUACCUUUAAGGCAUUAUGUUUUGAAAAGAAUAUAAUAACAGAUGGUUAAUGUCAACUGUUAGAAUUCAUAAAGAAAAGAGUAAGUCUCUUAAAAAAAAAAAUUUAAUUUUUUUUUUUGUAGCAGAGAUAUGUUUAAAAACAUCUUUGCUCUGAGGGGCACUCAAACCUUAAGCAUGUCCGAUCUCUAGUAUUUACAAGGACUAGAGACCUCCGUAAUGACUGCAGUUCAAAUUCUAGAUAUAGAUAGAUCUAUAUCUUCCCCUUUUUCGUUGUUGACACAGGACAUUCUUAAUCUUCUCUUCAUAAUGGUAAUAUUUGUGGCAGGUUAUUGAAACGGAUAUUAUAUCUGUGUAUAUUCGCGCAUGCAUGUCUUGGACACACUAACAAGCAUAAAAUGCUUAUAUUCUUUAAACAUGCAGUUUGCAAAGCAGAGGUUUUGAUUUAGUAACCUAUGUAUUUAGGGAUAUUCUCGCCCUUUGCCUGCUUGCUCCCCUGUCUCUCUUCAUUAUCACAACCUUCAUUUACCAGCCUUUUAAGAGGGGUGAUAAUGUAGGUUCCUUAAGCAACACAGCUGUCGCUCUCGAAGAUCCCACACAAUGGAGGUUGCUUGUGGAUAGGUACAGAGUAGUUGCAAAUUACAUGCCUUUCGUUUUGUCCUCUAACCAUCUGCUUCCUUUAACACAGCCCCAGGUGCACAGUUUAAGCAGAUAUUUAAUGUGGCUUUCACCUUCUUUUGUUUUGCAGACUUUUAUCUUUACGGAUGGAGAGGAUGAAGAACUCCAGAAAAGAACAGGUGAGUGUAACAAUUGGAAAAAAAAAAAACAAACAAAAAUAAAAAACCCCAUUAGAACUUUCCUUAGUGCCUGCUGACUAAUUACCGUACUAGAAUCUGAAAGAGCCCCAAAACAAUCGUACUUUCAUUUCGGAUGAUCACGAAUGAUCCCCUAAAAAGUUUAUUUUUUCGGGAUGAUAGUUGUCUGUUAAAUCCAAGAAUCCCUGAAUUAAGGUUUCAGACUUUUGAAAUUUGUUACGGGGGUCUUGUACUAGCUCUUGCCCCUUUUUAAUUCUUGUUUCUGGAAUGUGUCAAGAACAAUUGUUUGUCCUGGCUUUUUUUUGUUUUAGAAUUCUUUUUAACCACUCUGCUAUGGAGUAAACCAGAGUGUGGAGCAGCAAUAAUCCAGUAUGGAUUGAGAACACCAGCAGCGUUUUUUUUUCUUUCUUUACCAAUGCAGCAUGUGUAUUUUUCCCCCAUUGUGUUUGGGUCAUGCCCUUUAUUCUUCUCAUGUAAAUCAAUCCCAUUCAGACCCCCGAAACAACCUCUAUUCAGUGUAGUCAGCCAGUAACAGGUGGCCUCAUCUGGGAAAGUCCGUCUUCAAUAGGACAAGGGAUCUAACUGAAUAUCUCUGAGAAAGAAGCCCCGGGGAGUUAAUUCUAAUUAACCCUUUCACUCACUCUGCCCAUAUACUCGGUAUGGACCAGCAACAGUGAUACCCCGUCAUUUGUUAACUAUUAUUUUCCCAUUAGCAGCCUAUAAAUUGCACAGUGCUAGGCAGCUCUUUUCAUUAAAUUCCCUACAGUAUGAUGAAAUGUAUUUGACCCUGUCUGUCUCUAAUUUACAUGUAUGUGUUUAGAUUGUGCCAUGAUUCUAAAAAAAUAUAUAUAUUUUUUUUUUACAGGAAAUGUUAUCAGUACAAACUGUUCUGCUGCUCACAGCCGUCAGGCGUUAUCCUGUAAGAUGGCCGUGGAAUAUGACAAGUUCAUUGAGUCUUCUAUGAAGUAAGUAUUGAUAUAAAGAUGUUGUGUAAUUACUGAGCCCCCUUUAAAAAAAAAUGUUGCCAUUUAACGUAACUGUAAUCCAGUGCUGAUGAACAAUCCUACCCCAACAAUCGCUCAACCCUCCAAUCUUUCUAGAGAAGUUUUAGAUUAACACAGCAUCUGGAGUUUACAUACUUUUCAUUAAGUUGAAGUGAUUAUGGUACUUAGUCUGUCUCUUUAAACUAGUGUAGACCGUUUGCAUAGAACCUACUAUUCCUAGAAGUAGACAGCUGCAGUUUGAUUGACUGACUGGCAAAGUGGGACUUGUAACAGUACCAGAUGGAGUAACAGAUGUUGCAUAUGCCUGCUCUGGGCUCCCAUUUUUCCAUAUUUAUUAAAACAUUAAAAAAUAUAGAAAAAACCUUGUUAUGGGGGUGUGCCAACAAAUAGUUUCUUUGUAUCUGUUCUGGAGUAACCUUGUUUCUCUCCUACUUUUUAUCAGGUGGUUCUGUCAUGUGGAUGACGAUAACUAUGUGAACAUUCGGACUUUGGUGAAAUUGCUGUCCCGGUACUCCCAUACCAAUGAUGUUUAUAUCGGGAAGCCCAGUUUGGACCGUCCAAUCCAGGCAACAGAGCGUAUCAGCGAAAACAAAAUGGUAAGCGGGGACCUGUCUGGAACACAUUGUGUUAACGAGCAUUUACGGAUACCGAUUAAUAGAAGAAAAUCAAAACUGAGUUUUAGAGUAAACUCAUAAUUUUUUUGUGUUUUUUAUCUAUCUUUACAGCGUCCCGUCAAUUUCUGGUUUGCCACAGGAGGAGCUGGAUUUUGCAUUAGUCGUGGGCUGGCACUAAAAAUGAGUCCCUGGGCAAGGUAAGAAUUAGUGACCUUUUUCAAGUCUCAGUCUAAAUUUUUAUUUCAGUCCCCCUUUUCCUAUGCUCCCUCAACAAAGUAUUCAUGCAAUGCGUUAAAAUGUUUGUUGCCUUUACAGUGGUGGACAUUUCAUGAGUACCGCAGAGAAGAUCCGGCUGCCUGACGAUUGCACGAUUGGUUAUAUUAUCGAAUCUGUGCUCGGAGUUCCAUUGAUUCGCAGCAGUCUCUUCCAUUCCCACUUGGAGAAUCUCCAACAAGUUCACCAGAGCGAGAUACAAAAUCAGGUGAGCUUAACGUUCUGUGAAGAGAGUCUCUGCUAACAGAACUGAUAAAACAACUACACAUUCUGAGGAACUCAUGACAUUGCAUGAAACAACUUGAAUUCAAAUAUUGGAUAGAUGAAUUAACAAGUCUUUUUCUUCUGGUUUUCAGGUGACAUUGAGUUAUGGAAUGUUUGAAAAUAAGAGGAAUGCUAUUAUAAUGAAGGGGGCAUUUUCUAUCGAGGAAGAUCCUUCACGGUAAGGACACUUAUUAAGAAAACAUUUUUAGAUUAUUUACGAGUGCUGUACUACGAAAUGUCUUGAGGUCACACAACUUACAUUUACUUGUAAAAGAUGUUCUGGACAUUCAAAAAAUAGCAGCUACAGAAUAAGGAUAUUUCUAAAAUCCAAACAAAAUCUAUUUUUUGGGAGAGCCUUUAUAACAAACUGUGCCUUUAUAACAAAUCUUCUUAUGUUGAGCUUAACAUGGCUUAAAGCAGGGAUGAGGGAACCUUCGGCCCUCCAUAUGUUUUGGACUACAUCUACCAUAAUGCUCUUACAGCCAUAAUCAAGGGAGAUGUAGUCCAAAACAUCUGGAGGGCCAAAGGUUCCCCACCCCUGGCUUAAAGGAACACUAGUGUUUGGAAUACAUCUAAGUAGUCCUAAAACUAAAGUGUCCCUCUGCACCCACUGGCCAUGAUAGGGUAAAAAAAAAUGACCUUUUAGUCACUCACCUUACUCUGGCGCUGAUGUCUCCAGCGCUGGGUCGUGUUCCUCCUCUGCUGAUGUCAGCCGAUGAGGGUGGUGGCUUGGCAAACGCCUCAUAGAAAAGACUAGCUACUUCUAGUUAUGACUCAAUUCCCAAUAAGCUCUUCCAAUCUAUUCUCUUGGGUUGUCCAUAAUUUAGUCUGCCAAAUCCAAGAAGACCAUGGUUCAUAAUUAUUAGCCCCAUACGUGUUUCUGAACAGAAACCAAUGGACCAUCAAGGAGAUCUAGUUAUGUUACUUUCAAAACUGCUUCAAAUUAUACAAUUUUAUUUUUGUCAGCCAGUCAGUUUCCAUAAGCCAAAUGACAGACUUUGUUUUAUUUCUGUUUUGUUCAUUUGAGACCAGGAAUUAAUAAAUUUAUUUCAUUUAUUUUUUAAGGUUUCGAUCUAUCCACUGCCUUCUAUAUCCAGACACUCCCUGGUGCCCUCAGAACCGCACAUACUAGAAGACAUCUGAUCUUCUCAAACCUCGUCCCAAGUUCCCUGGUAUCCAAAGGGCUUAGUGGGACCUGUACGUUCUUGCUGUGAUCGUCACUUCUUUCUACGGAUUUUGUUUGUUUUUAUUUUGCGUGCUGUGUUGAACACACAGCGUUUUGUUCGGUAGGCUGCUGUGCGGCCGAUUUCUGCGCUAUCACUCUGCCUGAGCAGAGAAUGAGAAAGUAUUUCUUCAGAGACCUGUGGCACCUCCUUUCGUGGCAGAUACAUGGGGAUUUCCUGGAAGAGUCUGAACACUGAAGCUCUCGCAAUCCCUCAUGUGCCACAAUACUCGUGUCUAUGGACUCCUAUUUACAUUGCUUUUGCAGGGUCUUCUCAUAGCUAUUCUCAUAGAAUUUAAACGGAAGACCUGCAUGCUUAUACUGCCUUCUUUUAUUGUUACAAGCUAUCUUUAGCUUUAAUUGUGCUUAUAUUUUCCAAAGGGGGGAUGUAUUACUCUCCCCAUCUAGCAAUCUAAGGGUUAGCCCCAUGAGUUUGCCAUUUGGGCAAGAAUGGGUGUUAACACUUUGAGAGCCGGAGGAUCAAAACCACCAAUGACAGAUAUAUUUCAGCCAUUAUAUAAAUUGAAUUAGUGGGUAUAUUUAUAUAGUUUAGUGGCCAAUGUUGACACUGCAGAUGUUUGUGGAUUUUCCCAUGAUUCUCUGCUAGCCAAUGGCAAUGAUGUAGACUCCGGAUUUUGGUCCAGAUGAAGGUUUUAUUUCCACUAAUCCUCUAUAUAUAUAUAUAUAUAUGAUCAUU
Messenger RNA from Pelobates cultripes (western spadefoot toad), 12694 nucleotides. The record is from the annotation of a GenBank genome assembly. Lineage: Eukaryota; Metazoa; Chordata; Amphibia; Anura; Pelobatidae.